ACAAUUUAAAUAAGGCUGUAACGUAGCAACAUUUGGAAAAAGUGAAGGGGUCUGAAUACUUUCUGAAUGCACCCUACCUCUUAGACAACUGUGAAGUGUCCACAGCAGAGCAGCUACAGGUGGCCUACUAUCAUGUCACAUAGGUUCUAGUGUAGGAUAGGACAGUUUACAUGCUGGAAACGAGGCUUACUGCUAUUGCUCUUUCCUACGGGAGAAGGCUCUUUCCUCGCUCGCCUAAAUAUUCAGUGCUGCAAAGAAAAGGUUCCCACAGUGCAUGUUCGCGACUGCACACUCCAUUUCAUCUCCGAAUUUAGUGCUCUCAGGCACAUGUUUAUAUGACCAUUUGUGACUACGACUGAUAACAAAACUGCGUGUUUCAGUCAAUUAUGAAAUUAGAAGAAGACGGAAUCUAAAUCCAACAGGCGCUGGCUGGCAACGAGAUUAACCCCCGGACCUGACUUUGGCUUGGUCUUAUCAUUCGAGACACCAUGAGGAAGUGCAGUCCCUGGACGUUUCUCCCUAUCAUGUACUCUCUCUUCACAGCUGCUGGACUCUGGGUUGUGUAUUUUAUAGCUGUUGAAGAUGAGAAGAUAACACCCCUGAGUUCAGAAUACAAGCGAUCUGGAACUAAAUCCCCUCCAUAUAUAAGCAUUGCAGGCAAUGCUCCCCCGGCCAGCUGUGUUUUUAGCCAGGUCAUGAACUUGGCUGCCUUCGUAGGGUUCAUCAUUGGUGUCCUCAGAUACCUGCAGCUGAAGCCCCGGGUCCAUAAACCCUGGCUCAAUAUUGGCAGUCUGGUGGCCCUGUCCCUGGCCUGCUUCGGCAUGACCUUGGUGGGAAACUUCCAGCUGUCAAAUGACGAGGAGCUCCACAACAUUGGGACGUCCAUGACGUUUGGCCUGGGGACGUUGUUCUGCUGGGUGCAAUCUGUCAUCACCCUGAAGGUCAACCUGAGGAACGAGGGCCGGAGGGCGGGCAUCCCUCGCUUCCUGCUGUCAGGGGCUGUCACCGCCUGCAUGCUGCUCUACUUUGCCCUGAUGGCGCAACGUCUUCACAUGCACGCGGCGCGGGCGCAAUGGGCGCUAGUCAUGUUCUUCCUGGGCUUCCUCGCCACCUUUGCCAUCGAGUUCAGACACUACCACUUCGAGAUUAUCUGCACCAACGACCGCGAUCCGCCUCUCAGCCUGUCAGAAACCUUCUCCGAGGUGUCAGAGUACCAGUCGGACCAGCUAUAGGGCGGCUCCAGAGGACAGAACCAGCUAUAGGGCUGCUCCAGAGGACAGAACCAGCUAUAGAACUUUGGAGUACUACAAAACAGUUAGGUUGCCUGUGGUUGUCAGUUGGGGGUAAUUUACAAAAUGAACAUGAUAUUUGUAAGGGUCAAGGGCUCCAGUUUGUCUCUGUUAGUUACUGAAGAAGAGUUAGUCAAUCACUACAGCAUGUCUGCCUGUUUGAACACAACCUGUGAACGACUGUCUUUCUACAACUACUGUACCUAGAGAUGAUCUUUCAAAAGCAACAAACUCUUUCCAUGAGCACAAAGAAGGCAUCAUUACCUUUGUCAUCUCAUCAACAGUAACAGGGGUGUUUGCUAAACGGUUUAAUUGAAGAUGGAUGUGCAUGAAGAUGGCUGUUUAUUAUGUAGCUGUGAGUUGUAGGAUAGAUAACUCAUAUCUCAGGUUGAUAGUGACACUACCCCUCUGACCUUCCUUUCAAAUGAAUGCAGCCAAAUCCUCAAUAGAAUGUGUGAUGGAGUCAUCACCACUCCCAUUUUGAGUCUUCUCAUUCUACCGACAGAGGUGUCCUGCUGCGUUCUCUCCAUUUCCUGUCCGUCUGUCUACCUCUAUUUUCAACCUGAAUUAAGACAAACCGUUUGUGAUGAAGCCGAUCUCAGCUUCUCUGUGAAGAUGAGUAGUACAGUAGUAUUAUCAUCCAGGUACAAUGCCAUUUUGAACCAUAUCACUGUUGCAGCCAUUAAACACAAGUCAUGGGAACCUUUUUCAGUGUUCUCUCUAUUUCACAUUUCUUAGUACAACACUAGGCUUUAUCAUUCAAGCAUAACUGACAAAUGCAUCUUAGUGUUGUACUGCUGUUUGUUAGAACAUUACAAUUAUAUUUUACAAUAAAACUUGCCUUUGCAUUCUGAUUGA
Salmo salar (Atlantic salmon) is the source of this 2147-nucleotide messenger RNA. RefSeq names its product transmembrane protein 150C (gene tmem150c). The record is from RefSeq and is a predicted model, not a curated record. Lineage: Eukaryota; Metazoa; Chordata; Actinopteri; Salmoniformes; Salmonidae. Gene Ontology annotation, cellular component: plasma membrane.